AUGGAAGACCUUUUUUUUGUUUUGAAAUAUAACGAGGAGGAACUAUUAGAACACAUAUUGAUCAAUUUUAUAUAUAAAAAGAAUGAGUGUCUAAAAAAUAUAUUUAUGAACAAUAGAAAUGACAAGGAUUUAUUUUUUUUUUGAAGAGAAUUUUUUUUAGUUAUAUAUAUAUAUAUAUAUAUAUAUAUAGUUGUUUAUUUAAAACUUGCAAAAUGAAAAAAAAAAAAAAAAAGAAGUAAAUCAAAGUAUACACAUUUGUUGAAUAAUAAAAGAACAAAAUUAUUAUAUUUAGAUUCUUUAAAAAAUAAUUACGAAAGGAAGAGAAACAUUAAUAUUAGAAAAGAAAAAAGAAGAGGAAUAUAUAAUAAUAUCCCUUCAAAAUAUUAUAAAUUAUUUACAAAUAAAAAAAAAAAAAAAAUGAAAUACAUUCAGUCUUUAUAUUUAACAAUUCAAAAAUUGUUUUUUAUCAUUAUGAAUAAAAAAAAAAAAAAAAAGCAAAUUUUAAAAUUAUAAUAAGAUAUCUUUUUUUUUUUUUUUAAAUAUUUGAUGAAUUUGUUUAUAAAUUUUUUUUUCAAUAUAUAUAAUAGAUGGGUUAACAUAAAAUAUAAAAAAAUAAUAAUAAUAAUAGUAAUAUUUUUAUUGUGGGUUAUAAUAAUAAGACGGACAAAUGCUCAAGAAAAAAAAAAAAAAAUUGUUUUAACUGAAACAUGGUUACUAGGAUUAUUAUUAUAUGAAAUAAUAACAAAAAAAACAAUUAUUCAAUGUAUCAGUUUUUAUAUAUAUAUAUAUAUAAAAGAAAGGAUAUACUUAAGGAUAUUAUAUAAUAGUAUAGAUCAACAUUUUAAGUAUAUAAAAUAUUUAUUAUAUAUAACACAAUUAAUUUUAAUAUAAAAAAACAGAAAAUCCUUAAAUCAUUUAAGAAGAUAAACAUAUACUUUAUAUAAUUUUUACAUGAAUAUAUUAAGGAAGCAUCAAAGUGUAUUACAUAUAUUAAAUAAAAUAGAAUAA
Molecule: messenger RNA, 1008 nt
Organism: Plasmodium gaboni
Lineage: Eukaryota; Apicomplexa; Aconoidasida; Haemosporida; Plasmodiidae
Source: the annotation of a RefSeq genome assembly